Molecule: messenger RNA, 306 nt
Organism: Pipistrellus nathusii (Nathusius's pipistrelle)
Lineage: Eukaryota; Metazoa; Chordata; Mammalia; Chiroptera; Vespertilionidae
Source: the annotation of a GenBank genome assembly
AUGACUUCCAAGCUGGCUGUUGCUCUUCUGGCAACCAUCCUGCUCUCUGCAUCUCUGCACGAAGCUACAAUUCUGCCGAGAGUAGAAUCAGAACUCCGAUGCCUGUGCGUUGGUAUGCACUAUGUACCUUUCCACCCCAAUUAUAUCAGGGAACUGAGAGUGAUUGAGAGUGGACCACACUGUGAUCAUUCAGAAAUCAUUGUGAAGUUGUACAAUGAAACAUCACUCUGCCUGAACCCUGAGGAACAGUGGGUGCAGGACACUGUACAGGUAUUUUUAGAGAGAGCUGAGAAGAAAGAGACAUAA